Molecule: messenger RNA, 1164 nt
Organism: Penicillium malachiteum
Lineage: Eukaryota; Fungi; Ascomycota; Eurotiomycetes; Eurotiales; Aspergillaceae
Exons: 1
Coding region: 1-1164 (387 amino acids)
Source: RefSeq, a predicted model, not a curated record
AUGAGCUCUUCGCCCGAAGGCGAUGUCUGGUUUCUGCAUAAAACCUUACAACAAAUGAAGGGAUUCGACCCUACCAACGACAAACAAUUCUAUAGUACCAUCUUUCUGGAGGUCGCGACAAAUGCAGUUUGGAAGAACAAAGCAAUGGAAGUACGUGUAUCCGGUGGUGGAAGAUAUACGGGUGUUACAAAGAAAGAACAUAUUAGCACUUUGCCUCUGGCGGAUUCUCAUCCCAGAGCCGGGAAACAGACUUGGGAUCCGGAUGUUCGGUCUUGGUACGAGCGCUACAAGUACUUAACCGUGAUGACGGGGCCAUCUCCGGAUAAAAUCACCGGACAUAAACAGAUUCAUGGCGGUCACGAUUAUGCAACUCUCUAUCCUCAGGAUGAGGCUACACGAGUGGCUCUAGUCCCAGUUCCAUAUCCGACUACCAAAGGGGAUUAUCUCUGGAUCGACCUUACCUAUCCCAUUCGUGGUAUCUAUAUCCCAAAACUGAAAUUGGCUCAUCCGAAGUAUACCACCUGUUGUGUGUACUCUCGGUUGAACUUCCGUGCACGAGAUGUUACAGUGAAGACGGACUCUGGGAAAACCAUCACGCUUAAGCCCGAUUCCUGGAUGGGUUGGGGAUUGGAACAUGCCAAGUGGACUGCCAGGCUAGAUAUUUUCGUCAUUGCCUCAGUUCUUGCAAUUCCAGAUCAUUUUCUCAAGCCGGAGUAUACGGAUCCGUACCAGUUCAUAAAGCUUUUCCCGUGCGAGAGUAUCCAGCUAAAGAGGAUCGGGCCGGACGAGGGCAUCAUGAAUCCCGGGAAGAUGAUUGAUUGGGAGUGGAUCAUGUCCCAUGAACAUGGAGUCAAUGUUACCUACAAAACAAACGGGUUUGAUCAACUAUGGGCUAUCAAGACCUUGAUUGGAUUGGCAGCAACGGGUGCUGGCGUUAUCCCCAUGGUUGGGCCUCUGGUGUCGAUCGCGAUUCAACUUGUGGGAGAUUCCCUGACAGAUCCUCAGUCCUUUUGCACCGUGCAUAGUUUACUCUCGGCAAAGGCGCCUGGAGUAGCAACUGCAAUUACGGGGUAUGCAAUGAACGUCAAGGGCUAUGUCAAGAUACCCAAAACUAGUAGUAGUGGCGGUCAUAUAAAUCAGAAGACAGAAACGACGCGCCUUUAG